CCACGAAAAUCCCUAAAGACAAAUUACAAAAAAGAAUUUUCAUAACCACCAUACAUUCGCCUCAGUAGAAUAAUUUUUAAGAGAUUUGUUUAUUCAGAAUAUAUGAAAGUUUCUCUUUGAUAGAACUCUUCAUCCAUUUGGCAAAAAAAAGAACAACUUCGGAAUGAGGUUAACUUCCAUGGUUAACCACUAGAGACAAGUUUGUAUCUGCUUACAUUGAUUUUUACUGUUAAUUUGAAAUAAGUCGUUAUAUUAUUCGUGAAAAGAACGUGUAAAAUGGCCCAGAGCAAUAUUCAAGUUAUGCUUGGUUUCGAAGACGAAAUGGUCACUGAUAAAAAUAAACAUCUAGUCAAUUUCAAAACAAAUAAGAUUGGAGGUAAACCUGAUAUACCAAAUAAUAUAAAAUGGGAAAUCCCAAAAUGCUCAUUCUGCCAGCUUCCAAAACCACUUGUCGUUCAAAUUUAUGCCCCGUUAGAAAAUUCCAGAUUUCAUAGAACACUUUAUGUGUUCGCGUGCAUCAAUCCCAACUGUUGGAACCGCAGUGAAAGCUGGACUUGUUUUCGUGUUCAAACGCAAGAGACUUCCCCUGAAGAAUCCACCCAGUUUGUUCCAAAAAUUAACAGUCUGAAUUGGUGCAACGAUGCUGAUGAUUGGGGUGAUGACAACAAUGCCAAUGCAAAUGAAGAAAAUGGCAACAUAAUAAAUGCUGAAAGGAUAUCAGAUGAAGAUGAUGAAAGUUACAGUUUUGAUGAUUCUGUGAGGUCGGUUUUUGAGAACCUUACUGUGGAUGACAGAAAUGCCAAUGUAGGAGCACAGGGCGGAGCAGUGGGCAGACAAAACUCUCCGGGAGCUUCAGCAGAAAUAGAAGGAGAUGAGGGAGAAAUAAUAACUAUUGAUAGUCCAGUAAUGCCACAAAAAGAUAUUAGGGCUCUACUUCAUGAAACUUCACCCUUACCUUCUGAAAUAUGCAGUGGUUCAAGUAAUAUCAGAAGAUGCCCUUCUCUUUACUUCUCAUCGUUUUUCAUGAGUGUUUGGGAAGAAUCCAACAACUCCCUUAAGUCGAACGAUGUGCACGUCAAGGAGCUGUGGCAGGAAUAUCAACAAAAAGAAGAUAUAAAUGCCAUGAAUAUAGAGCCCAACGAUGGAGGUGGAGGAGGACAUGAAAAUUAUGAAAAAAGUGUGCCUGCUCAUGGAGAUAAGAUUGUCCACUAUUUUCUCUCCAGAUUGCAGAAAAAUCCUGGUCAAAUAUUGAGGUAUAGCCGUGAAGCGGAAAAACCUCUCCUGUUACAUCCCCAGCAGGAGACCGUGUUGAAGUGCCAGUAUUGUCAAGAAGACAGGAUAUUUGAAUUUCAGGUUUUAUCCACAAUAAUUCCCAAACUGAGAUUAACGGCUGACCAUAAGCCAUGUAGUCGUUUGGAUUUUGGUACGGCCUUGAUCUACACUUGUAGAAAUAGUUGUUGGGCUUCCGAUAAUGAAGCUAGAUUGGAGACUGUUAUUGUACAGAAAGAAAUGUAUUAGUUUCCCAGGUGAACUGGGUAAGUCGAUAUUCUACUCCAGUCCUCAAAAUGAAUAGUUGCUUUAAGCAUGCCGUUCAACUUUGGAUAGUUUUACCCAAUUUUUGAGGUUUCCAGAUAACCAUCCGAGUAAUUUUUGAUCACUUGUAGUCUUUUGCUGAGAAACUGUUAUGUUAAAGUAGAAGUUAUUUAUAUAGUCGGCUGAUUCACACUCAAGUAGUCAAUUACUUCACAAACCAUUAACGUAACUUUCCAAGCUUCGUUUCCUAUUGAAAGUGUAAAAGUGAUAUCGUAUCUUCCACUGAAGAUGUAAAAUGUAAAUUCGCAAUACAGAUCUAUCGAAAACGAGAUUUUUCGUCCAUAAAAGUGACUUUAAGGAAUAUUCCAUUUUUAACGAAUUUAAUCUGGCGAAAUUAAUUGUUUUUCGGGUAUAAUAUAAAUGUUAGACGAUAAAAUAAUAUUUAAUACCUUUUGACACUACACUGAAUUUCAUAAUUAGAAACAGUUCCGUCGAAUAUUUGUUGCCAUUCCAACUGGAUGUAAUUAUAUGUAGGUAGUAUAUAUCUACUACUAAGAUUAAAUUCUUCCCAAACA
Molecule: messenger RNA, 2108 nt
Organism: Coccinella septempunctata (seven-spotted ladybird)
Lineage: Eukaryota; Metazoa; Arthropoda; Insecta; Coleoptera; Coccinellidae
Gene: trus
Product: programmed cell death protein 2-like
Exons: 5
Coding region: 277-1518 (413 amino acids)
Cellular component (GO): cytoplasm
Source: RefSeq, a predicted model, not a curated record